GUCACGGGCUGCGCUUUCUCCCCCACUGGGUCCCGCCUCUCCUCCGGGGAAAGCAGGCCCGGCGGCGGGAGAAGCGAGUGGGGGGAAGGGGGGAAGCCAUGCAAGAGGCCCGUGCGUCCCGCUCCGAGCCGUCGAGGAGGCGAGGAGAAACCCCGCUUUCCUCGCUCCCUCCAGGUCGGAGAAGGAGGCGCACGGACCGGCUCCCCGCAAAAAGGGACGGGAAUAGUCCGUCCCGGGGCGGGGAAGGGGCGUUUGCAAGGCCUGAGGGGAGCCUGAGAGGUGGGGUCUGAGAGGGAGGUAGGGGGGAAUCCCGGCGAAGUUUCCUACUUUGCGCUUCUUUAGCGGACAGCGGAGCUUUGCUCCUCCCGGCAACCCGCGGUAGGCGAGGCGAAGUUCUGCAACUGCUCCGGAUGAACCAAAGCGGGCGGCCCAAGGCCUGAGGAACCUCCUCCCGAGGCCCUUUUCCCUGCCGUCCAACGGGGACCAUGGCUAGGACCGGCUGCGGUCCUGGCUGCAGCCUUCCCCAGCCGCCUCCGUUUCGCUUUCUGGACCUGGCCUUUGCCCUGGUGGGCACCCUGGCCUUCCUGCUGGACUUGGGGGCCGAUGUCUGGGUGGCUGCCAGCUACCUCCGAGCCGGCCACUUGCAGUGGGGCGGGCUGGUGUUGGGGCUGCUGCUCCUCUCCUCCUUGACGACCCAGUUCUUUAGCUGGGCUUGGUUCCGAAGUGACUCCGGUAAAGAAGGCCUCUCCCAGCCAUCCGCCCGGACCUCGAAGCUGCUCCAUGUCCUACAGCUCGGCUACCUGUACAGGUGUCUCUGUGUCCUGAAGGUAGGUUUCCAGGCGUGCAAGAUGGAAGAUGCAACAGCAACUCAUCAGGCCUUUGCCAUUUUCCUGUCACAUGAUGUCAGUCUCUUGCGCCUCUUCGAGACCUUUCUGGAAAGCGCACCUCAGCUCAUCCUGGUGAUCUACAUCAUCCUACACACUAACCAAGCUGAGAUAUUUCAAGUGCUUGGGAUUUGCACAUCUUUUCUGUGUAUCACCUGGGCCCUCUUGGAUUAUCACCAGACCCUGCGCAGCUUCCUGCGGGACAAACACAAGUUGGCCUUCCUGUCUUCGGUCCUCUACUUCCUGUGGAACUUCCUAUUGAUGUGUCCUCGCAUUCUCUCGUUGGCGCUCUUUGCAGUAGUCUUCUCAGGCUUCAUUUUCCUCCACUUCCUAGUCAUCUGGUUGGCUAUGCUUCUCUGGGUCUCCUUGCAAGGGACAGACUUGAUGGAACAUACCACCUUUGAGUGGUUUUAUCGAGCUACGGUAGCCGUUAUCCUCUAUUUCUGCUGGUUCAAUGUGGCCGAGGGGAAAACCCGUCACCGCUCAGCUAUUUACCACAUUUUCCUAAUUCUGGAUAGCGUCAUCCUGAGUGUCUCUUGGUGGUGGUACAGAAUUCCCUCGAGCUGGGAUUCCCAAGUGUGCACUGCACUCCUAGCUGCCCUGGUCUGUUAUGCCCUUGGCAUUUUCUUGAAAUGCGUCUACUACAAGUGUUUUCAUCCCGCUAUGAAAACUGCACUCAUUACGGAUUACGAUGAAGUAGACAGCAAUGAGCCUGGGAAUGGAGAUGCGGUUGUGUUCCGGCAAAUAGUUAUAGAAACCCCCGUCAUCAACCAUCGGACGUAUAGACUCUCUCAGAACUUCUUUGCUGGCUCUUUGGCCGAGGAGACUCGGUACCAACAGAAUGGGACUGUCGGUGAUAUGUAUCUAUGAGCCAUGUUGUUUAGGGCAACCAAGACAAAACUAUAGUAGAAUAUAGAUUCAGAAAACAUUUGUACCAGUUUGCCUGCUGAAUCCAUGUCUAUGUUUCUUCCAGGAUUAGCCAUAUAAACUAAACCAAAUAAGCUCAGAAGGAAAUGUUAUUAGUUAAGGAUGAGAUUGUACAGCUGUCCUCUUGAAGAGAAUCUUUCGCAGGGGGUGAAAGAUAUGAAGCAACACCAGCAGAUAUGGCCAAAUAGGGCCUAAGUUGAAGAAUGCUGGGAAAUGUAGCUAGCAAAUUCAGAUGUUCAUAGGUACAUCGUUGUUUUUGAUGUCUCUAAUUCUGGAUUCUAUGACUUGCACCUUAUUGUAGAUUGCAAUACUUCUCACUUCUGGUGCACUUUUCAAACUUUAUACCUUUAAAUUCAGGCCUUUAGUUCACUGUACUUGACUGCCCACCUGCCUGCAUUCUGAUGUUACAUGAGAAAAAAUUAGUUGAAAUGGCCUUUGGUCACAUCACAUGCUUCCACUUUUCUUUGAUGUGACCAUCAGAAAGGUCCCAAACUGUCGCUUGUACUUUUAACUAGUUCUUGCCAUAGUAUCUGAACUAUGACAUCAAGGUUUCUAUGGAUGUAUAGUUUAUCUGGAAAAACACAUAAUCCUUAAACCAUAAACUAUAAACCAGAGGUCUUCAAACUUGGCAGCAUUAAGACUUGUGGACUUCAAUUCCCAGAAUUCUCCAGCCAGCA
Molecule: messenger RNA, 2488 nt
Organism: Pantherophis guttatus
Lineage: Eukaryota; Metazoa; Chordata; Lepidosauria; Squamata; Colubridae
Gene: XKR8
Product: XK related 8
Biological process (GO): apoptotic process involved in development; phosphatidylserine exposure on apoptotic cell surface; engulfment of apoptotic cell
Cellular component (GO): plasma membrane
Source: RefSeq, a predicted model, not a curated record